Molecule: messenger RNA, 2583 nt
Organism: Cyprinus carpio (common carp)
Lineage: Eukaryota; Metazoa; Chordata; Actinopteri; Cypriniformes; Cyprinidae
Exons: 23
Coding region: 1-2334 (777 amino acids)
Source: RefSeq, a predicted model, not a curated record
AUGUAUCUCUUCCCCCACCCUCCCCUCUCAGGGAAAAACAUCACCUACAUCACAAACGCGGAAGUCCGGGACGCAAUACUGAACCUGACUUUGACGGCUCUGGCUCCCAAAUUCCCUCUCUUCCAAACCAGUGACUAUGAGCUGUGGUUCCAAAUUAAUCGCGUGGUCCUGCUGGCCAGCUUCAGUCCUUUAGUUUUGGUGGUGAUCCCCGCCAACCUCACCUGCGACUCUUACGACGCAAUAUUGAAAGGCAUGGAGAGCGCUUUGGCGGUUCUCCCAACUGGAGUUGGAGUGGAGCUGAAGUCAAGCAUAGACAAACUUCGACAGUCACCACCAGAAGGCUGCACGCCCCCUCGCCCUGUGGGUUUCUGCAAAGAGACAAUAGUGGAUGAGGUGAGGCUGUGUGGAGGUGUCCACAGUGGUGGACCCGGGAGCCAGCCUCCUUCCUCGGCUCAGCUGUGCGACUUGGCCAUCUCUAAUUAUGCCUGCUCUCCGGUUGCAUCCUCCCUGUCCUCUGACGCCCUCGUCACACUGCUGACUUGCAAGGUGCCGAGCAGCGUGAACAGCAGCGCAGAGACGUGGAAGCUUUUCUUAGAAAGUCGCGGGAGUUCUGGAGGUUGCUCUGUCAGCACCCUCGGUGGCCAUCAGCCUGAGUCCCGUGUUCUCGAUGCCAUUGGAGAGGUGAAAGUCAACAACUUCAGCGCCGCACAACUGACAGAUGUCAGCUUCAUUACCGACUGGUUCCAGGGAAGGCUGAGACCAUUCUUGCCUGCAGUCUCCAGGGACUUCCUGUCCUGCCUUAGCUCCAAGAACUUCAGUUGCGACACCUACCAAGUUGUGGUGCAGGCUCUAAGUCGUCAAGCGUCCCUCAUGGAGGUGGGGCAACAACGGGUCGUCUUCACUGAAUUUGUCAAUCCCUUCCUCUCGAGAGACGACCUACCAGAUCCUGCCUGUCUUGCCAAUACUACGAGCAGCGCUGACUGGCUGGAGAAGAACUUUGGCAACUUCUCCGUCUACGCUACCUUGGAGGACUUGCAAAGGCUGAAUGAAAAUUUCUCCAGCUUUGCAUCCUUGGCGCUGCUGAGCCCUAGCCAAGUAGCUGAACUGACACUGAGCUCCGGAGCGCUGAACAACACCCAUCAGAUCGACGCUGUGUUCGACCGCCUGGAGAAUGGCAACGCUUUCAAGAACGUGGAGGAGUUUCUGACGGCUCUAACCGCAUCUCCUGAGAUUCCCGAUAUCACCCCCGCUGUGAGAGACGUGAUGAUGAACCGAACCUUCGGGAUCAUUGAACUGAAGCUCCCGGGAUUUGGGGCUCAUGACUGGGAAGUGUGGUUCACCGAGAAGCUCAUCCCUGUCCUCCCCAGUUUCACCGCAGGAAUGCUGCUUAAGGUCACGGCUGACAUCAACUGCACCAACUACCAUGUGAUCGUUGAGGGUAUGGGAGAUGUUUUCGACAAAAUGACAUUCACCAGGAGGCAGGAGAUGACCAGGGUUCUGGUGGAGCACCUGAAGCAAUUUGCCGUCCGAUACAACAGUCCAGAUUGCAGAAAGGACAUCGCAAACGAUGCUGAGUGGCUUGACAUCAACUUGGGUCUAUUCUCCACGGUGGCCAAUUACUCAGACCUCAAGGAGCUGAACAUCAGUGGGCUGGCAGCUUUGGAAUCCCUGUCACCUGACCAGAAAGCAGAGCUGCUGUUGGAUCCGUCCACCGGUGCUCUUGAAAAUGUGACCGUGGUGAAGGAGGUGUUGAGCAGCAUCCUAAAAGCCCCAGAUGAGGAGCAGCUAGAGAAAUUCUUUGAAACGUUUGUGGAGGUCAGCAAGGAGGAAAACAUCACCUACAUCACAAACGCGGAAGUCCGGGACGCAAUACUGAACCUGACUUUGACGGCUCUGGCUCCCAAAUUCCCUCUCUUCCAAACCAGUGACUAUGAGCUGUGGUUCCAAAUUAAUCUCGUGGUCCUGCUGGCCAGCUUCAGUCCUUCAGUUUUGGUGGUGAUCCCCGCCAACCUCACCUGCGACUCUUACGGCGCAAUAUUGAAAGGCAUGGAGAGCGCUUUGGCGGUUCUCCCAACUGGAGUUGGAGUGGAGCUGAAGUCAAGCAUAGACAAACUUCGACAGUCACCACCAGAAGGCUGCACGCCCCCUCGCCCUGUGGGUUUCUGCAAAGAGACAAUAGUGGAUGAGGUGAGGCUGUGUGUGGAGGUGUCCACAGUGGUGGACCCGGGAGCCAGCCUCCUUCCUCGGCUCAGCUGUGCGACUUCGCCAUCUCUAAUUAUGCCUGCUCUCCGGUUGCAUCCUCCCUGUCCUCUGACGCCCUCGUCACACUGCUGACUUGCAAGGUGCCGAGCAGCGUGAACAGCAGCGCAGAGACGUGGAAGCUUUUCUUCCAGAAAGUCGCGGGAGUUCUGGAGGUUGCUCUGUCAGCGUACUCCAACAACACCCUCGGUGGCCAUCAGCCUGAGUCCCGUGUUCUCGAUGCCAUUGGAGAGGUGAAAGUCAACAACUUCAGCGCCGCACAACUGACAGAUGUCCGCUUCAUUACCGACUGGUUCCAGGGAAGGCUGAGACCAUUCUUGCCUG